Sclerotinia borealis F-4128 is the source of this 2061-nucleotide messenger RNA. NCBI's taxonomy places the organism in Eukaryota, Fungi, Ascomycota, Leotiomycetes, Helotiales, Sclerotiniaceae. The record is from the annotation of a GenBank genome assembly.
AUGGUCAAGUUCGAUUGGCUCGAACGAUUCAAGAAAUGGGAGGAUUCAGCACUAAAUUCUAGUAGCGCACGCAGCCUGUCGACUCGUUACGGACAAGAGAAGAUGGGGGAAACAGAAUGGAUCUGCAAUCCUGACAGCGGUUGUGCUUCAAAACCAAAUCCUCUUAGCAUUCUGGAGUUUGUGGACGCGACGGAAACAGGUUUGAGUCGGGAUGAGAAAGUGGAGGAAGCCCAGGCUAGGUACUGGGCUGCCAUGUCAUUCUGGCUAAUUUUCAGCUCUGCAAGUAACACGAUGAGAGUCAUCAGUGGUGCGAUUGCUUAUGUGAUUCCAAGAAUAGACAGCAUCAUCUCUAGGUUCACCAAACAAGAUGACCCCACAGCCAUACUUUAUUGCCAGCUUAAGACUUGGGCCAUUCAACUCAGCUGGGGAAUCUCCAUGGAUUUUAUUGGAAUGGGCUUUGGAUUUAUACCCGCAGGUCAAGCCGCCAGUACAGUUGCUAAAAUGGCCGAUAUGGCCAUGAGAAAUGUGCCGAAAUAUAUCGAGGGUUUGAAAUACCAUAUCGAGUUCGGGCUACCAAUUGCGAACGGCAUUUUAAAAGCCAAAAAGCACCCUGUUGGUAAUGAAGGAGGCUCGGUGGACUUCUUACGCCUUAAAGAAUCAUACACCAGUGAUCUUUGGUGCGGUCAAAUGGAUGGGAUUACUGGCACCGGAGCCGACACCCCGACCCGAAUUUCUGAUACUGGCUUCCACUUGAGCGCAAUCUUUAUGGAGUAUCUCGCUACGCUCAGUGACGCAUACAGAUCACUCAACGGACUCAGACCAGAUGUGCCUGGGUCUCACAAAAUGAGUGAGUGGAUGUACAGCGCUGAUUACGAAGAUACCAUUCACCGUCUGGAAACCUUUGAUAUCGCCAAGGAGGCUAAGAGCUGGGGUCAACGACUGGAGGGCUACCUGAUUUCUGCUGCAUGGGCCAGUAACAAGUGUUACAUGAAAUGCCAAAUCAACAUGGAUCCAGAGACCGUCUUGGAAAAAUGCCAUGCCCCUGAAUCGGCCGAGAUGAGAUACUGCCCUGCUGAUGAACCUACUACAUUGUGCCAAUACAGCUGUUGGACAAUGAUGAACAACGGUAAUCACGAAAAGGGGCUCAUCGGUCAGGAUUCGCUUGAAAUGUUCGGCUUCAGCACGGCAGAACUCGGGCAAAAUUCCUGGGAGCACUAUAAAGAGCUCCGCAACAACUACUUCAAGCCGGAGCUGGAUCUCGAGAACGGAAAAGAGUUCACGUUUAACAUGGGUAAAUCAGCCCUCACUCUUUCGGUCUCGAGCAGCGACACCAACAUCGUCGCUGACAAUCCCCUCAAGAAGUCCAAGAACUUUCCAUGCUUUUCCGGACGCGACUACCGAGGCCUCGAUACCGAAGCCUUUAUGUAUCGCUUGGGUAUGGGACCUGGCCACACGGACUGGGGAGAAGCGACCAAGGGCAAACCACGUGCCUGGGAGACAUUCCAACACCGCUGUCCCGAGGAAACGCUUGAGAUGAAACCUGUCACCCGCUAUCUGAACCUCAUCUGUGGACUGCACCUGUCAUGGCCCGACAAAACCGACAAAAAGACCAAGCUCCUCCAUCACCGCAUCAUGAAGCCCGAUAUCCACGGAGAUAACCUCGAAAUCUGUCAGUCGCUGCGAGCCAAGACGGCCGACAUGAACGAAGAAACAGCCAACUAUCUCUUCUGCACGGCAGGCUGGGAAGAAGCUCAAAAGAUCUUCGCCCGCGAGAGAAACUGGGUCUACACGGAUUUCAACGCUCAUUGGCAUAUGGGUUCUGGCCGCAAAACUAUCUACAGUCAUCAGGUGCGCUGCCAACAAUAUGUCAAGAACUUGCCUGCGGAUUUUAAGGUCGAUGAUAAGUGGUUGAUUGCGGACUCCUCUGCGAAUGUCUCGAUGACGACUGGUGGUGAGGUACACCUUGAGGGUACUAUGUUGCAGUUGGCAAAUGAUGAGGAUAGGAAGGAGCCCAUUCCCGCUGAUGCGAAGCCGCUUGAUGAUUCGAUUGUUUUGGGUUAG